GCAGACAGCAGUGGAGCUUGCAGCUGCCAGUCAGGGUGAGUGAGGAGCUUGGUGUGGGGCAGCCUAAGGGGCCCCUGGAAUUGCUUGCCUUUCUUAUCUGCUCUCUGUGGCCCCUGUGGAGUUGGGAUGUAACCAGGUCUGGCUGUGCCAUGUAUUGGAAAGGCGAUCAGAUGUUUCUAUGUAAACUGGAAGACAAGGAUAUCCCUGCGGUGCAUUCUGACAAGUUUUCAUCCCCUAUGUCUGAGGAGUGUGGGGGAGCAGCGCUGACCAUGGGGAGGAGCCGCAAGAGCGAGGGCAGCCUGCUCCAAGGAAGUCCGGGUGCUGCUCUGGAUGAAGAUUCAUGUUCAUCACCUCUUCUGUCCCCAGGGUCCUCCUCCUCUCCGCACUCCAUGCCAUCUUCUGGUCUUACUCAAGGAAAAAGUAUCUGCAGCAGCUGUGGCAUGGAGAUUGUAGAUAAAUACCUGCUCAAGGUAAAUGACUUGUGUUGGCACGUGCGCUGUCUGUCCUGUAGUGUAUGCCGGACUUCACUGGGAAGACACACAAGCUGUUAUAUCAAAGACAAAGAUAUUUUUUGCAAGCUCGAUUAUUUCAGGCGAUAUGGAACGCGAUGCUCGCGUUGCGGCAGGCACAUCCACUCCACAGACUGGGUGAGGCGGGCGAAGGGUAAUGUCUACCACUUGGCGUGCUUUGCCUGCUAUUCGUGCAAGAGGCAGCUGUCCACAGGGGAGGAGUUUGCUCUGGUGGAGGAGAAGGUUUUGUGCAGGGUGCACUACGACUGCAUGCUGGAUAACCUGAAACGAGCCGUGGAGAGCGGGAACCGUGUCAGUGUGGAAGGGGCUUUGUUGACAGAGCAAGAUAUUAAUCAGCCAAAACCGGCUAAAAGGGCUCGUACUAGCUUCACCGCGGACCAGCUCCAAGUUAUGCAAGCACAGUUUGCCCAGGACAACAAUCCGGAUGCACAGACACUACAGAAACUGUCUGAAAGGACGGGCCUAAGCAGACGCGUAAUACAGGUCUGGUUUCAGAACUGUAGAGCACGCCACAAGAAACACGUUAGUCCUACUCAUUCCUCAACCGCGCCAGUUACAGCCAUGCAAUCCUCAAGGCUUUCCCCUCCAAUGAUGGAGGAAAUGGCCUACUCCGCAUAUGUACCUCAAGAUGGGCCCAUGCUGACCGCCCUGCACAGUUACAUGGAUGCUCACUCACCGUCAGCUCUUGGACUCCAGUCGAUGCUGCCUCACUCCAUGGCGCAACUACCUAUAAGUCACGCAUAAACUUUUCCUCCUCCAAGAAUGUAAAUGCUUUGGGUAAAACGGAGUCAUUUCUUGUGUAUAAAAUAUAAUUAAGAUCAUUUAGUUAUUUUUAUAUAGACUUUCCAUACUGAAGUACACAUUACGCUUGUACCGCUCAGUAAAAAAAAGGGUCACCAUACACACAAAAUGCACAUCCGGUUUUGAUGACCACGUCGCUGCCCCUCCCAUUAUGUAAGUAUUAUUGGGUUCAGCUUACAGCGCCACUAAGUUCUCACGUGUCUUAUUUUUUUCCUUUUUGUACUGUCUGGAAUUAGUCCAAACUUAGUUGUUUGUUAAUUUAUUCGUCAUCAGAAGAGCACUUUGCCAAAAAAGAAGAAAAACGGACUGACAAGUGUGCAAAAAAAAUGUUUACAAUUUUUUUUUGUGAAAUUGUAUUUUUCAUUAGUUUGUACCUGUAAAUUAUUGCCAAGAAAGUGCAGAUGUAUUUUGU
Molecule: messenger RNA, 1743 nt
Organism: Nanorana parkeri
Lineage: Eukaryota; Metazoa; Chordata; Amphibia; Anura; Dicroglossidae
Gene: LHX8
Product: LIM homeobox 8
Exons: 9
Coding region: 150-1274 (374 amino acids)
Biological process (GO): neuron differentiation; regulation of transcription by RNA polymerase II; forebrain neuron development
Cellular component (GO): nucleus
Molecular function (GO): RNA polymerase II transcription regulatory region sequence-specific DNA binding; DNA-binding transcription factor activity, RNA polymerase II-specific
Source: RefSeq, a predicted model, not a curated record